CUUAUUCAGGUUCUUGAAAGUGUUAGUGAUGGACUGCGGAAAAUUUAUAAGCAAAAAUUGUUACCGCUGGAGGAGUAUUACAAAUUCCACGAAUUUCAUUCACCCGCGCUUGAUGAUCCCGAUUUCGAUGCCAAGCCGAUGAUACUUUUGGUUGGCCAGUACUCCACUGGCAAAACAACCUUCAUACGGUAUCUGCUGGAGGAGGAUUUCCCGGGAAUUAGGAUAGGCCCGGAGCCAACAACCGAUCGUUUCAUUGCUGUAAUGUGGGGCGAAGAUGUUGGCUCAAUACCGGGCAAUGCACUCGUCGUCGACGCAAAAAAGCAAUUCAGAGCAUUGAGCAAGUACGCUUUCUGUAAUAGGCGAAAUCUGCUUUUUGAGGGAAUGGCUUCAUUCUUUUGUUUUUGA
Messenger RNA from Gongylonema pulchrum, 405 nucleotides. NCBI's taxonomy places the organism in Eukaryota, Metazoa, Nematoda, Chromadorea, Rhabditida, Gongylonematidae. The record is from the annotation of a GenBank genome assembly.